This is a messenger RNA of Aspergillus nidulans FGSC A4, 1758 nucleotides long. Its product is annotated as putative capsule-associated protein CAP1. Lineage: Eukaryota; Fungi; Ascomycota; Eurotiomycetes; Eurotiales; Aspergillaceae. The record is from RefSeq and is a predicted model, not a curated record. Bases 1 to 1758 code for a protein of 585 amino acids. The transcript has a single exon.
AUGGCAACGCGAUCUCACCGGCUGCUGGGCGUGCUGGUGACGAGUCUUCUCGUGUGCCUCUCACUCAUCUUUUUAGAAAGCCCCAGCUCCUUCAGCAAUCGGAAUAUCGCUCCUUCCCCACCAUCUACCUCUCUUACCCCCUUCCUACAGCCGAGUGAGCCUUUAGACGAUACUAUUGACCGUUUCCCGAGCGAUAUCCACCCGGUAACUGCCCUCGUCGAAGAUGCAGAGCAACGAUUCAACAAGCUCUUGGAACGCCAAUCCAGAACCUUAAGCGAUGCUGUUAAGGAAUACCGCCGGCGCUAUAACAUGCACCCUCCACCUCAUUUUGAUAAAUGGUUCAGCUUUGCUCGAUCAAAAGGCGUGGAACUCAUUGACGAGUAUGACACCAUCUACCACUCUUUGCUGCCAUUCUGGGCCCUCACACCGCAGACUAUUCGCGCUCGCGCCCGUGAGGCUCUGGGAUAUGAUAAUGGUUUGUUCGGCGUUCUCAUCAGAGAUGGCAAGGUAUCGCUGGCUGAAGGGCUAGAUGGAGAACAUGAGUGGCAGCGUGAGGCGACGCUUGGUAUGAUGAAGAACUUUAUUCGGUAUUUGCCGGACAUGGACCUGGCCUUCAACGCCCAUGAUGAACCAAGGGUUAUUGUGCCGAGCGAGGAUCUUCAAAGGCUAGUAGCGAUAGCCAAGAAUAGCGUCAUUCCGAAUGCUUUUAAGGCAAAAUCGCUGGUGAACGAAUGGUCGGCUCGGCCCGAGGACCUGAACAAAGGAGACCGCAUUGAUGAAGUGCGUACAACUCGUUUCAACAAAAUCUCUCAUCAGCCCGCUUGGACUAGCUCAAGGAUAUCAUGUCCCGUCGAUAGCCCUGUUCGAUCCCUAGAUGAAAACUCGCCGGAUGACACAACUGGAUAUGCUUCUUGGGAGCUAGGUUUCAUCCACAAUACAACCGCGUUCUCCGAUGUUUGCAACACUCCUUCGUUACGGUAUACCUACGGAUUUUUCGACCGGCCGAAUGUGUUUGCAGUCGUUCACGACCUCUUCCCAGUUUUCUCCCAGAGCAAGGUCUCCACGUUCCAAGACAUCCUCUAUCCCAGCCCCUGGUACUGGGCUAAUAAAGUACCAUAUAACAUGCAGAAUGACUAUAUUUGGGAGGAAAAGAUUGACAAGCUAUAUUGGAGGGGUUCGACAACAGGGGGCUUCUCUAAGGGCGGAGGGUGGCGACGGCACCACCGACAGUUAAUGGUCAGCAACAUCAAUGCUCUUGAUAACGCCAAGGUUCUCUCCAAGACUGAUGGCGGUCAAUGGGAAGUCAAAGAGAUGGAUCGCAGCGAGUAUCGCGACCUCUUUGACGUUCAGUUUACCUCGGUUGGGCAGUGCGAUCGUAAUGACUGCGCCGCUCAGAUGGAGUUCUUCAACAUAACAGAGUCAGUGGAGCAGGAAGAGGCCUGGGCUUAUAAGUACCUGCUUGAUAUUGAUGGAAACGCAUUCAGUGGCCGGUACCACGCUUUCCUCAAAAGUAACAGCUUGGUCUGUAAGACUGCUUUGUUUCGCGAAUGGCACGAUGAGAGGCUCAAGCCUUGGGUUCAUUACGUCCCAAUCAGUCUGAAAGGAAGCGAACUUUUAGAGACCAUGCGUUAUCUUUCCUCCGAAGAAGAGGGCGAGGUCGUGGCUUCUCGGAUAGCCCAGAACGGGAAAGCCUGGGCGCAGAGUACCUUGCGCAACGAGGAUAUGGAAGUUUGGUUUUUUAGACUGCUAUUGGAGUAA